Cyphomyrmex costatus is the source of this 629-nucleotide messenger RNA. RefSeq lists its product as uncharacterized. The annotation marks the transcript as partial. The transcript has 3 exons. The record is from RefSeq and is a predicted model, not a curated record. NCBI's taxonomy places the organism in Eukaryota, Metazoa, Arthropoda, Insecta, Hymenoptera, Formicidae.
ACCAUCAAUACGAUAAAGAAGAUUAAUUAUAUAAUUAAUAAUUAAAUAUGGAGAAGAUGAGCAACUCUAAUUCAUUUAAGCUUACACACAACUUCUACAUCAUUGAAUUCGAUGAUGGGAUAGCACUAGUACCGAAUAAUUGGUUGCGGCUAUCACUAUCAGAAGAUUUUUACGUUUGCUUUUAUCCGAAUUAUGAUUCAAAAAAGAAACUUAAUAAGGCUAUACAGACCAGAGAAGAACCUGAUUUGAAAAAUGUACAAGCUGGAUGGGCGAUGUAUGAUAUUUUACAUAUUAUUGCUUCAGCAGAUACUUUUGAACGAGGUCAAGAAAAGUUAAAGAUGGCCGAAAAUAUAUCUGACGUUAAUACAGAUAAUGAAGAGAAAAUGAAACAAACGCGGCAUGACAGAGCUGUUGUAAAAAAUUUUACAUCUGACGACUCAUCUUCAUCCAGUACAAAUAUGGAUUCCGUCCUGUUGCAGUUACCAGAUCCGAAUGAAUUUUGUGGAUCACAUUAUUCUUCGAAUAAGAUUUUAGCGACUUACGAAAACGCAAUUAUUUCACCCGAAGAUGAAAAUAUUAUGAUUCUAAAUAUGGAGAGAAAAAAACCGAAAAUAGUUAAACAAGAAAAG